AUGAUUUACUGUUCAUUUCCGGCCUGCGCUACCCUGGUUACUCAAUUAAUUUAUUUCUAUCUCCAUGCGCUGUUUCCAGCUAUACAUAACGCGAAUUUGUUCACUCCAUUUUGGUUCCACCAUCACGAGUAUUUCAGUUGCCAUUGCCUUUCUUUUGCCAUGACGAAACGCGAACUGGUUCACGCCACUCUGGCUCCGUCUUCAAAGCCCUUCCUUUUGCGAUGCGAAAGGCGAAGUGGUCCACUUCGCCUGGGCUGCUGCCGUUGCAACUAUUUGGAUUUCGAAGCCCUUGCUUUUGCGAUGCGAAACGUGAACUGCUCCACUUCGCCUGGGCUCUGCCGUUGCAACUAUUUCAAUUUCGAAGCCCUUUCUUUUGCGAUGCGAAACGUGAACCGCUCCACUUCGCCAUGGCUCUGCCGUUGCAACUAUUUGGAUUUCGAAGCCCUUCCUUUUGCGAUGCGAAAGGCGAAGUGGUCCACUUCGCCUGGGAUCUGCCGUUGCGACUAUUUGGAUUUCGAAGCCCUUGCUUUUGCGAUGCGAAACGUGAACAGCUCCACUUCGCCUGGGCUCUGCCGUUGCAACUAUUUCGAUUUCGAAGCCCUUCCUUUUGCGAUGCGAAACAUGAACUGCUCCACUUUGCCUUGGCUCUGCCGUUGCAACUAUUUGGAUUUCGAAGCCCUUCCUUUUGCGAUGCGAAACCCUGUCUUUCCGAGUCGUUCAAUCCCAAUGGGACUGUCGGCGCGUAUAACUCAACUCAAGCUGUCCCCACCGCCUGACCCAUUUCGAAUUAGUGGCCCGGAGGCAGGGAAACUAUUUCUCUUCAACACCCGCGCUAUUACGGACACAGCUGCAGUUCAUCACCCUCCAUCAAUAUGCCACAUAUUUCUUUAA
Molecule: messenger RNA, 891 nt
Organism: Acanthosepion pharaonis
Lineage: Eukaryota; Metazoa; Mollusca; Cephalopoda; Sepiida; Sepiidae
Source: the annotation of a GenBank genome assembly